AUGCGGAUCUUUAUCAAGACUGUCAAUGGGAAAACAACGAUCAAAGUAGAGGACGUCGAUAGCUCCAAACCCAUCGACCUCAACAUCGACGAAGAACCGACUCGUCGAAAUAUUCCACCGAACGUUCGUCAUGGGAAAGUCGUGCAGCGUUUUGAAAAAACUCGGGAUGGAAAAACAACGAUCUACUUAGAGGUCGAUAGCUCCAAAACUAUCGACCUCAAGAUUGACGAAAACCCGACCCGUCGAAAUAAUGGACCGGACCUUCGUCGUCACGGUGAAGGCAUGCAUAUUUUUGUAAAGACUUUGACAGGAAAGACCAUAGACUUAGAGGUGGAACACUCUGACACUAUUGAUAAUAUCAAGGCCAAGAUCCAGGAUAAAGAAGGCAUUCCACCGGACCAACAGAUGCUAAUCUUUGCCGGGAGGCAGCUUGAAGAUGGUCGCAUUUUAGCGGAUUACAAUAUCCAGAAGCAGUCGACCUUUCACUUGGUACUCCGUCUUUCGUGGUCGAAAAUGCAGAUUUCUAUCAAGACUGUCAAUGGGAAAACAACGAUCAAUCUAGAGGUCGAUAGCUCUAUCCCCUUGAGUGUGGAAAACUGCGACACGAUUGAAAACGUCAAGGCCAAGAUCCAGAAGAAAGAAGGCAUCCCAGUGAGCCAGCAGACGCUGUUGUUUAAAACCAAGCAACUCGAUGAUGAUCUCAGAGUAGACGACUACAGCAUCCAAAACGACUCGAUCCUUCACUUGAUAUGUCACUAA
Messenger RNA from Camelina sativa (false flax), 759 nucleotides. RefSeq names its product polyubiquitin-like. NCBI's taxonomy places the organism in Eukaryota, Viridiplantae, Streptophyta, Magnoliopsida, Brassicales, Brassicaceae. Gene Ontology annotation, molecular function: protein binding. The record is from RefSeq and is a predicted model, not a curated record.